GCCACCGCACCCAGCCCCAGUGACCUUGUUUUAAGGACAUGACAUGGAAUUCCUGGAACCGGGAUCCGUUUUGAAGAGUCAGUGGUCCUAAGUUGUCAUCAGGCAGGGGACCAGGUUCUGCUCUGUGCGUUGGCCUCUGCUCCAGCCUGUGCAGGCUGUGUGGACGAGUGCCACCUGCAUCAGCGGGCACCUCGCAAGGCUUUGUUGAGCUCCAGUGAGUAGCCCACUUCCAUCUGCCCAUCUGGCUUGGACUUUCUGUACUUAUCUUAGUCCCAUGGCUGUGCUCCUGCAGGGCCAGGCAGAUGAUGGCAGCCGACAAUGUGCAUCUCAAAGGGACGACCACCCGAGGAAGGAUCCACAGGAAAUGUCGCAGGGGGUGGGUCGUGCCACAGCCCCUGGAAACGAGCCAGGAUGUUGCCCUUGAUCUUGCCUGCAUUCUGGCUUUGCACAUUGAGGGAGCUGCUUCGGCCCUUCCCUUGGUCUCUGGCUGUUUGAGCUUUAUAUAGAGAGCCGAGUAGGAGUCAACUCUUUGGGGCUGUCUCUUGUGAAGUCCUUCUUACCACGCGCCAUGCCUUUCUGGGCAGUGCGGCUGCAUCUUUCACACAUGGCUAUUCUCUUAGCAGUUUCUUACCCUGUACAGUUUAAAAACAAACAUCUUACCUAACCUGGAGUGCUUUCUACAUGCCCAUGACACCUUUCUCCUUACAGAGGAUGAAGAACCACGGAAAAACUUGGGGCUCCGAUAUUGCGAACUCCCUAAAUUCUCCCACCUCCUUUCCCACAUAACCUGAUGCUCAGCCUACUGCUGACAAGCGUCAGCCCAGCGGAGGCCCGUCUGCUCUGCCUUCGUCAUUUCUAGUCCCCUUCGGUUAUGUUUCAUGUUCCUCAUUCUCACAAGAAAGAAUCCCUUCCCUUCUACAGAUGGACGGCCCGUCUGUAGGCUGGUGCCAUCCUUCGAGGUCAGCUGGUGAUACACACUGAGAGGGAACCUAGGUCCAGAAUGUGCUUGUCAGGAAGGGUGUGCAGCCCAGGGUUCUCUCCGUGUUCACUGCCUCUUUCCUUUGUCAUCUUCAUUCUGCCGUUGAGCCUAUCUAGUGGGUUUUUACAAUUUCAGUUACUGUAUGUUUAGUUCGAAGUUUUCCAUUUGGUUCUCCUUUAUACCUUCUGUUUCUUUCCUGAGACUUCUCAUCAUUCCCUUUAUGUUAAGAAUACCCCUCCUUACUUCUUGGAGUGUUUUUUGUAAUAGCUGCUGUGGAGUCUGUCAGCUAAUUCCAAUGUCUCUGUUAGCUCAGAUAAGAUGUUGAUCAUCUUUUCCCAUGCGAGUUGAGGAUAUUCACCUUCUUUGUAUGCUGAGUGGUUCUGGAUUGGUCCUGAACAUUCUGAAUAUUACGUUAGGAAGCUGUGGUUCCUGAUUCAGUCCUCUGGAGAGUUGUUGGUAGCUUGGUUGUGGCAGGCACUCCACCAGCUUGGGUUCAGGUUCUCAGUCCCUACCAUUCUGCUGUGGGUUUUGGUGCCGUUUUCCAAGCCUUUGUCCACUCUUCAGAUCUGUCCACUAUGUAGCACUCCAUGGCCUGUGUGGGCCCCGGGCAUGCUCCGUCCUAACCUUCAGUGCUCAGGGUCUGUGCUUGAGGGCUCUGUUUACAUAUGCCUCGCUCAGGGCUGAGCCCAGGAGCUCGUAACAACUUGAUGGGGUUGUUUUCCCGAGAGCUCCUCCCUCUCUGCAAUCUCUCGAGCACUUUCCGGUUUCCUGGGCCUCCUAUCUUCACCCCUUCAGCCAGGAGGCAGGGCUUCAGUUAUCAGCUCUGCCACGCUUCUCCCGUGACUGAGCUUACUUUUGUGGCCAAGCAAGAAGAGGACACGGAGAAAAAAAGCCAGCGGGUUUUUCACCCUCUUUGGACCACCGUUCCUCCAGCUGGAAAGGAAGGUUUCCUCAGAGCUUCAGACACCUGCAGGCUGACCCCUCUGCUGGCACUGUCACUGUUGCCACCACUGCCGCUGUGGAAUUUCCUGGGGACCAGGGCACCAGAGAGACAGGGAGAAAGGAAAAAACCCAGGGAUCUGGCCCACUGUCUCAGAACCAGGUGACCCCUUUCCUGUUACUAGAUGCUUCUCCUGGAGCCCCCGGGCACACUCUUGCUCGCCUCUGGAUAUCGAGUUGUAUUUAGUCCAGGCUGGGGAUACCAGGGUCAGGGACAUGGCAAACUCACCGCAACCUUGGUGGCACUUCAAAUUCUGGUCUUCAACCCCCUUCUACCUGCUACUGGUCAAUUCUCAGAGGCCUCAGUAGCUCCUUUGUGUGCCUGUCUAGCCUUUUAGCCACAUUCAGUGGGCAGGGAAGGGUGGCGGGGGUGGUGCUUACCCUGUGGAGUAACCAUAAGGAAACCAGAACCAUAAGGAAAUGAGAAGAUGUGUUUUAAAGGCCUUAAACAGAAACGUCUGGGAUUACAAACAGAAAUGAGGAAGUCAGGAAUAAAGUAAAGGGUGAAUGAUUAGGUGAGAGUGAGCAGAAGCGCCUGAUAUGCAGGAUCCUGUGGGCCUCUGGAGCCCAUCCCCUAACUCCCUCACCCAUCUUUCCAUGUGCACCUUGCAGAGGGAGGAGGGAAGCCCUCUGCACCCACCCCGCCUUCCAGGUUGAGACAAAGGCUUCGACCGUCAGCACGCGAGCCUAUCCUUUCCACGGGGAGUGUCAGAAAGAUGCCGUAGGGCCAGGUGAGCUGCUGUGAAGGACUCAUUCUUGGUAGCCGGCAGUUACUGGCAACUUGUGAGCUUGGUGGGCUCCUACUAACGCACCUGGGACACCAGGCUGCUGGGCUCCCCUCUAGGCAGCCUCCCCUCCAGGCAGCCUCACCAGCAGCUCCCCUGAGCCAUGGAGACCCCAGAGGUCCCCGUGGGCUCGCUAAUCGACUUUGGGCCUGAGGCACCCACCUCUUCUCCCCUGGAGGCACCACCCCCUGUGCUGCAGGACGGCGAUGGCUCCCUGGGGGACGGUGCAUCAGAGAGUGAGACCACUGAGUCUGCGGACAGUGAGAAUGACAUGGGCGAGUCGCCCUCGCACCCGUCCUGGGACCAAGACCGCCGUUCCUCCUCCAACGAGUCCUUCUCCUCCAACCAGAGCACCGAGUCUACCCAGGAUGAAGAGACCCUGGCACUCAGGGACUUCAUGCGUGGCUACGUGGAGAAGAUCUUCUCUGGAGGGGAGGACUUGGAUCAGGAGGAGAAAGCCAAGUUUGGAGAGUACUGCAGCAGUGAAAAUGGAAAAGGCCGGGAGUGGUUUGCUCGAUACGUGAGUGCCCAGCGCUGCAACUCCAAGUGUGUCUCAGAGGCAACCUUCUACCGCCUGGUGCAGUCUUUUGCAGUGGUGCUGUUCGAGUGUCAUCAGAUGGAUGACUUUGGGCCUGCCAAGAACCUCAUGACCAUGUGCUUCACCUACUACCACAUCGGAAAACCACAGCUGCUGCCCCCGGAGUCCCGGGAGAAGCCCGCGGGCAGCAUCGACUCCUACCUGAAAUCCGCAAACAGCUGGCUGGCCGAAAAGAAGGACAUCGCCGAGCGGCUGCUGAAGAACACCUCGGCCAGGACUGAGAAUGUCAAGGGCUUCUUCGGGGGGCUGGAGACCAAGCUGAAGGGGCCCCUGGCCAGGAGGAACGAGGAAGACGAGAACAAACCCCAGGAGAAGCGGCCCAGGGCUGUGACCGCGUACAGCCCCGAGGACGAAAAGAAGGGGGAGAAGAUCUACCUGUACACGCACCUGAAGCAACAGCCCAUCUGGCACACUCUGAGGUUCUGGAAUGCAGCCUUUUUUGACGCUGUCCAUUGUGAGAGGACAAAGCGAUCUCCCACUACCAGAGGGGAUGCUGGAGAGGAGGAGGAGAAGAGGGAGAAGUGGUGCCACAUGACCCAGGAGGAGCGCGACGACAGCCUCCGGUUCAACGAGAACAUCACCUUCGGGCAGCUGGGCACAUUCACGCACAACAUGCUGGCCUUUGGACUGAACAAGAAGCUGUGCAAUGACUUCCUGAAGAAGCAGGCUGUGAUUGGCAACCUGGAUGAAGAGCAAUACAAGCUGCUUAGUGACCACAUUGAGCAAAUGGCCACUGAGUAGGCCCCAGAGGUCGCACUCCGCAGGAGGACUGAGGCCAUGUGCCAUUCUCCCGGGCCCAGCGCCCGGCCGUCACCCCACCCGAUGACCUGCAUGAAGCCAGCAGCACCCAGAGCCACUCCUGCUGCCCUAGAACUAGCGGUUAGAAGAAUCCGCUGUUCCUCCCUCAUCUCCUCUGCCUGUGUCUGCGACCCCCAUCCAUGUGCCAAAGUGUCCCUUGGGUCACACAGCUAAAGCCGAGGUGACCAGUUGUACCCCGAGUGCCAGGCUUGUGAGAUGAGACCAAGAGGGAGGAGGGGAAGGACUCCAUGGGCCAUCGUGGGCCAAGGGCUGGCGAGGGUGGGGGCGGGCAAGGGAUGCAGGCAGGACAGCCAUGAGGUGGGGCUGCAGCCGGCACACCCAGUGGUGGAGGGCCGGCGCUGCCACUCACGGUGGGUGGCCGUGGGCCACCUUCCCUGCAAUGGGUGCACACGCGGCUCCCAUCCAGCCCUCUCAGCGUGGGGCUGUGGCUGGUCCUCACUAUUCCCCAGUCUCCCGCUGUGGGGCAGGAACAGGAAGUGACGGGAACCUUGAGGAGGAAACGCCUGUGUUAGGGAGAGAGUGGGUGCGGUGUAGAGGAUGCUCUUGGCCGGCUGGAGCAAGACCUGGCUCCCACCAGAGGGACGUGUGUGUGCCUGCAGACGGCCCGGGAGCUGUGUGUCUCCGCCAGAGUCACAGCAGUGCCGAGGUGUCCGCGGCAGACCACACAGACCGUCUGAAAUGCGCCCGCCUGGCGGACAGCUCCCUUCUGAAGCAGAGAAGCCUCCAUGGUCACGAAGCAGCGUUGUGCUGUGUGUCCCUCGCAAGAAGCACAGGAAAGAGAAGUUUCUUUAGUAGCCACUAGACAACCACCCUUUCUGAAAGCAAACAGUGCUGCUCUUUAUUCCAGACAAGGCAGGAAAGUCUGAGUUGGGAGUGACAGUGGCUGGAGAGAAGCAGAUCUGUGCAACGUGCAGGGCAAGCCAGUGGCGUGGCCUCUGCCUCUAAGCGCUGAGCAUUGGGCCCCUUCCCCACCAGACCUUUGUAGCUCCUCCAGCCUCUGCAGAGACUCCCUUCACCUCGCACUUACUGCCUGGGAACCACGGCCCUUCUCUUCUGUGGGUCUGUACCAGGUACUCCAGGCCAGCCCAUGGGCCCGGGGCCUGACCCCAACACCUGCAUGCUGGGUCCAGAGCCUUCUGUUUCACCGUGCGUGGACACUGCUAGGCCGCCUGGGGUCCCCUGCCUCCUGCCUGUCGCUGCCGUGGUCCCUGACUGCGAAAUAGGCCCGCGGGGCUCUCCCUCCUCCUGCCAUCCUCCCCUCCCGCCCUUCCUGGCUACCUCCUCUGACAUGCGGUCAGAUAAGUCCCGUCUUGUUUGUGAGUACCACAGAAACGCCUGAGAGUCACUUACCCGGCCACUGCUUGGAAGGUUUCCCUCCGGGGAAUGCCUCCCUGGAAUGUUCCAGAGACGGAACAUUCUCUAGAGACAACAGUCUGUGCUGCAGAUUGGUUGGAUCACAGAAUGUGUGUCUGGGGCAUUAUCUGAAACGUGGUGUCAUCUGAUGCAUUUGGACCAUAUGCUGCCAGACUGCAGAACGGGGGAGCCGGGGCUCAGGGCCCCUGACUGCAUGGUGCAUGAGUGAUCUCAGCCUAGCGAUGCCGCUGGCCAGACCGUGACCAUGCUGCCAGUGUGCUCGCCAUGAGCUGGGUCAGGGCUGGGGAGUUGUGCAGGCUGGGGUGACCCUUCCCCCAUCAUUGGGCCCCAACGGGCAUGUCUCCACCGAAUCCAUUUAGAGAAAUGUCAGAGCGAGGGUUGUGUGGACACCCCUCGCUCUGAUGCCAACUGCAGAUAAUACACACCUCCUGCAGCGUCCAGCCACGGCUCCAGGGCACUGCUCUCCUCCUUGCACCGGUGAAACUCAGGCCACACUCAAGGGCUGACUGUCCAGGCGCUCCCUUCAGCCGCCUCGUCGUCAGCGUUCUUAGUCAUGCAUUAUUCGUGUUAGCUGAAAUGCAUUCAGACUUUGUUCUGCGGUGCCCACAGGACUUACCCCUGUAUGUACAGGAUUUUUGUAUGAAAGUUUUGUUUGAUUCUGAGACUCUCUUGGGAACGCUGGAGAGCUUGUGCACAGCCUCUGGAAGGAAAGGCAGCGCUGACUUCGUUGGGCUUUUUUCCAAGCACUUUAACUUCAGAAAUGGUCUUGACACUUUUUUCUCCACAUAGACUCUUGAAAUAGCCAUUUCAGGGGAGGAAAGGGUUGGGGUUUUCUUUGUUUGUUUGUUUGUUUCCCCCUUUACUACCUGUUCUUGUAGAUCUAGCUCCUCAGAGUUGGAGGAAGGCUGACAGAGAAGGUCUCCUCUGUGCUCCAUCCACACAGGAUGCCGGAGAGACAGCCCCUUGUGCUGUGAGCAGAGCAGGCAGUGGCUCUGGAGGCUGCCUGUGGUCUCCUUCCGGCUGUGGCUGACAGUGGCUCUGGCCAGGGUUGCUUGGAGAAGGCUCAGUGUGCCUGGGACAGGGCUUACCACCUGCCACCAAGGUUUCCUCUCUUCCCCCAGGACCUGGGCAGAGCAGGCAUGAGCUGGGCUGUGGUGCAGAGCAAGCAGACCCAGCCACACUGCUCAAAGGUCCCUGCGUGGGGAGGUGUCACACCAGGGGCACACCCAGGGCCACCUGGGUGUAGGAGAGCUCUGGUGGCCCCUCCGUAAACUCAGGAAGUGUCAGGUGAUUUCCUAGGGAGAGGUUCCCAGUCCCAGCAGGCAGAAUGCCCAAAACCAGGAGCACGAAGGCCUGUCAUCCAUGGGGCCAUUGCAGGCACUCUGCCGCCCGACCUUGAGGGCUGUGCCAAUCCUAGUGAACCAAAAUGCAAACAACUCACACAAGUGAAAAGCUCCCUGCUUUGAAAACAGGACAUGUUGACAGGCAGCAUGGUAUGUUUUUAGCCUUUGUUACAGUUUUAGCAACAUUGAUGUCUAAGAGGGGCCGUGGUAAUAGAUUGCAUCUGCCCUGUGCAUGCGCAUGUUUAACCACAGGCCAGAGAACUCAAUUCUGAUGUCGUAAGUUCUCUGUAAGUGAAAUGGGGUAGACUGUAUGAUUUUCCUAUUGCCAAAAGAAAGAAAGGGGGCCAAACAGCUCUGAAAUUUCCAAAAAAUGGCUAGAGGGAGAGUCCAGUUUCUGAGCUCUGUACCCAAAUUAAAAUCCUGAUGUUCAGGUUAAUCCAAGCAACACGCAUUGGGUUUAAAACCAGCACCGAGGCCCAGUGGGGGAAUCACAGACAUCACCAAGUCUCGUCUUCUUUCCUUCCUGUGAGUUGAAACCAAACAGGCCUCUCGCUCACUCCUCCCAGCCCAGUAAUGCUGAGGAGUUCAGUUGUGAGGAAAGAAGGCUGGAGCUGUGAGAUUCGCUUUUCCCUAGGCUGUUCCGCGUGGGUUACCUUAUCACCCUGGAGCACUUGGUAUUCCAGACCCCUGACAUGAGGAAUGCAGGUUCACACUGUAAAGAGUUUGUGAAAGGUUUCAGUCUAACUGGGGUUCCUUAGCUGGAAGCCAGGGCUGGAAGCUACAGGCCUGACCUUCCUGGGUCCCACUAUCUGUUGGCAUUUUUUUUUUUUUUUUUUUUUUAGACGGAGUUUUGCUCUUGUUGCCCAGGCUGGAGUGCAGUGACACAAUCUCUACUCACUGCAACCUCCACCUCCCGGGUUCAAGCAAUUCUCCUGCCUCAGCCUCCUGAGUAGCUGGGAUGACAGGUGCACGCCACCACGCCCGGCUAAUUUUUAUAUUUUUGGUAGAGAUGGGGUUUCACCAUGCUGGCCAGGCUGGUCUCGAACUCCUGACCUCAGGUGAUCCCCCCCACCUCAGCCUCCCAAAGUGCUGGGAUUACAGGCGUGAGGCAUCACACCUGCCUCUGUUGGCUUUUUAGUUAGGAAGGAUCCAGCUAGGCCCGUGUGGUUAGAUCAGCUUUGUUACUGAAUUACCUAAAACCAGACCACAGCACAGCCAGGGAGCCCAGUAGUGUUUCCAAGAACAGUGUGGAGCUUGAGAAAGAGAACUUUAAAAAUUAGAGGGUCCCUUUCUGCAGAGGAAGGGAUGCUCGCAGGGUGGCAGUGGCCCAGCCCCAGCCUCAGGGACGGGGAGGGAGAGCCCCCUCUGGGCCCAGCAGGCAGGUGUUCUGAGGCUGGUCCCUCCUCAGUUUCCGCAGCCACAAGGCGAAACGGCCAGAUUCUCACUCAAGGUCGUUCUCACUCCUUUUCCUGUCCCGUUUCCAGUCCCACUGAGCCAUUCACUUCUGCUGAACCAUUUUUCUUAGGAUGCAGCCGUCUCACUCCCUUGUCCUGUAAAUCGUGUAUUCAUGUUGAUGAUUCUUGGAGAUAGGUUUCACUUUUUCCCAGCUGCGUCCACAGGAAAGGGGAGUCGGAUGCCAGCUGCACCCCGCCUGGCUCGCACAGGCUAAGACCACAGACAGAGCAGGGCUUCCCGGAGCCACACAGGCCACGCACCCCAGGAACCCUUGCUGCCGCGGGCCAGGAACAGGAAUGUGUUGGUGCCUGAGACACCAAAUGGAAGAAGCACAUCAAGACUGUUCUCCUGCGGCCAACACUGGCCCGGAAGCCGCCCUCCAUACAGGCCCUCAGGGGGCCUGCCUUCUGCGCCUCAGUCCCCCGUGCAUCCCUGGGCCUGGGUAUCACAUGCUCUCCAGGAAAGGGACGGAAUCAAUCCUGUGACCGAUGGGCUCGCAAGGAUGGGUGCCGCCGUGGGAGCCCUGCCUCUGGUGCUGGCAAGGGAUUGGGUUUGUGUGGGUGUCUCUAGCCUGCAGAGUGCAGUGAGUGAGAGUCCUUGGGAGCGCGGCGCUGCCUGUAGCUGUGCCUGGGGAUGCACGUGGCCACGGGAUUUCAGUGGGACAGCGCUCCCACAGGGGCUGGGGGUGGGGGUGGGGUUUCUUAGUUACUGUUGGAAAGGGAAAAAUUCACCAUAUCCAAGGGGAGAGACGAUGGGCUGGGUUUGUUUACUCCAACUUCCCUUCUACACCCCUCCUGCAGGACAGUACGAUUUGGGGAGAACCCAGCUCCCCACUUUAUCUGCAGACUCUGGGACCUGACAAAACAGUCAGAGCCUGAGUGCACUGCAGCCUGAACUCCCUUGAGCAGCGCUAUAAGGGACUUUGCACUUUAAAAAGGGGAUGCCUGUCAGUAAAUCCCCUGUGCAUUGACUAGAACUGGGGGGCUGCGCCCGCUCCCUCCUUAAUCCUAGAUGAUUUGCUCAUGAAAUAGAGGUGGGGGACGACCGCAUGCACUCUGGGAGGUGCAGCCCUAAGGGGUGGACUCCAGAUCUCCCUGCAAGAGACAGCUUGGCUUGGCUUUGGCUGUUGGGGAGGAGUCCCUGCCAUCCCGGUGAGCCUGGGGCUGUUGCUUAGGGUCUUCUGGGUGGACACGUGGAGAAAGAGAAGGCAAACGUUGGAACACUAGGAAAAGCUAGAAAUUCAGACAACACACAUGGAUCCCCUUAAAACAUGUAAAUGUGUCAGAACACGGUUGACCUGCCGCCUUCUUGAACCUGGUGGCCCCCGUUGGAACUAUCAGUGGCGUCUCCCAUGCACACGCCCUCUGCUUUCUCUUUCCUAGACUCGCGGUGCUCACAUCCAGACAUUACCUUGUUGGUAGCCCCCAAGUGGCGUGCAGUGACACCAGUAUCUUCUCUGUUGCAUUUUUGCAAUCUUGUGUCCCGCUCGGUGAUGUUCUACAAACUCUGUUUUAAGGUUGAGAAAGUUUCAAGGGUGAAGAUCUCAAAACAGUGCUAAAAUCAAAGGUGUUUGCUGUGAAGAAAAACAUGUGUAUAUAUUGCACCUUGAGUUGUCAGAAGGUAGAAACUGAAAUAAACUAACUUUAAAAAAAAAA
Messenger RNA from Homo sapiens (human), 10007 nucleotides. RefSeq names its product KIAA0513. Bases 2867 to 4102 code for a protein of 411 amino acids. Gene Ontology annotation, cellular component: cytoplasm. The transcript has 13 exons. Lineage: Eukaryota; Metazoa; Chordata; Mammalia; Primates; Hominidae. The record is from RefSeq and is a predicted model, not a curated record.